UCUUUUUCGUUUAGGGAAAAUCCAGAAAGAACCUUUGAGUUGGUAUUGAAAGUCAGAUGUCAUGCCACUGAAAACGAAGGAAGUCCUACAGAGUGUGCCAAAGUUCUGUUUCCCCUUUGACGUUGAAAGAGUGUCUCAAAAUCAAGUUGGACAGCACUUUGCCUUCGUACUCACAGACAUUGAAAGCAAACAGAGGUUUGGGUUCUGCAGACUCACAUCGGGAGGCAAAAUCUGCUUGUGCAUCCUUAGUUACCUGCCAUGGUUUGAGGUAUAUUACAAGCUUCUGAAUACGCUAGCAGAUUACUUGACUAAGGAACUGGAAAACGAUUUGAAUGUAACUCUCCAAACACUCUACAACCACCCAGUACCAAAGGCCAACACUCCCGUCAAUUUGAGUGUGAACCAAGAGAUAUUUAUUGCCAGUGAACAAGUUUUGAAAGAUCAGCCCUUCCUAGCAUCGCACUCCUGCUUCAUCGCCCCGGAUGUGUCCGGACUCCCAACGAUACCAGAGAGUAGAAACCUUACAGAAUAUUUUGUGGCCGUGGACGUGAACAAUAUGCUGCAUCUGUACGCCAGCAUGCUGCACGAGAGACGCAUCAUCAUCACCUCCAGCAAAUUAAGUACCCUGACCGCCUGCGUGCACGGCUCGGUGGCCCUGCUGUACCCCAUGUUCUGGCAGCACAUCUACAUCCCCGUGCUCCCGCCGCACCUGCUGGACUACUGCUGUGCCCCAAUGCCAUAUGUGAUUGGAAUCCACUCCAGCCUGACAGAGAGAGUGAAAAAUAAAUCCUUGGAGGAUGUGGUUAUGUUAAAUGUUGACACAAACGCUUUAGAAUCACCAUUUAAUGACUUGAACAACCUGCCGAGUGACGUGGUCUCGGCCCUGAAAAAUAAGCUGAAGAAGCAGUCUACCGCUACGGGGGACGGAGUGGCCAGGGCCUUUGUCAGGGCGCAGGCUGCUCUGUUUGGCUCCUACAGAGAUGCACUAAGAUACAAACCCGGCGAGCCCAUCACCUUCUGUGAGGAGAGUUUUGUAAAGCAUCGCUCAAGUCUGAUGAAGCAGUUCUUGGAAACGGCAGUUAACCUCCAACUUUUCAAGCAGUUCAUCGAUGGCCGACUGGCAAAGCUGAACGCAGGAAGGGGCUUCUCCGAUGUCUUCGAAGAAGAGAUCACUUCCGGCGGCUUUUCUGGAGGGAACCCGAGGUCAUAUCAACAGUGGGUGCACACAGUCAAGAAAGGAGGCGCACUGUUCAACUCCGCAGUCACCAAAGCAACUCCCGCAGUACGAACAGCGUAUAAGUUCGCGAAAAGUCACGCGAAGCAGGGAAUCCGGGAGGUGAAGAGCAAGCUAAAGCAUAAGGAAAAUGAGGACGAUUAUGGGCCCUAUGCUAGUUCUGUCCAGUAUACACCUGUCUACACCUUACACAGCGAGAAGGGAGGGAGCGUGGAGAAGCGUAAGCUCACCCAGGCACGCUCGAGGAGGCCCCUGAAGAGCCCGGAGGGCGCUCUGUGUGACCACGAGGACGAUGACAUGGAGAGAGCGAGCAAGUUAUCAUCUGAAGAUGGCGAAGAAGCUUCUGCUUAUUUCUACGAAAGUGACGAUUCUGCCGAAACGCGAGGGAAGGCGCCUUACUCGGGCGAAAUGGACUUACUGGGAGAGAUUCUCGAUACGCUGAGCACACACAGCUCCGAUCAAGGGAAGCUGGCAGCGGCUAAGAGCUUGGACUUCUUCAGGUCGAUGGAUGAUAUCGAUUACAAACCCACGAAUAAAUCCAACACCCCCAGCGAGAGCAACCUGGCCGUGCUGUGCGGGGGUUCCGGGGACCAGGGGGAGUGGCACGCCGGGCAAGACGACAGCGCCCUCCACGGCCGCCACCUCCCUCCGUCCCCCAGGAAGCGCGUGUCCGCCGGCGGCCUGACGGACUCUCUGUUCAUCCUGAAAGAGGAGGGCGGUGGCAAAGCCCUCGGCGUCGAUGACCCGAGCGGGGCCCCGGCCGUGCGACAGCCAGCGUCCCCUUCGGGAUCGAGCGUCCAGCUCGCCUCGGCCGAAAUGUCCCAAAGUCGAAGAGGAAACACGGAAGCGAACGAAACACUAAGCCAGGUCUCAGAGGAUCCACCGACCCCCGGCCUCGGGCGACACCCGUCGACUUCCGUGCCUUGGGAGAAAGACGGAAAGGAAGCCGAGGACACUCCUAGGGGUGUCGCACUGCUCCCCGAAGUCGGGUCAUUCUGUCACGUGACAUCCGCCCUCGAGCAAGACUUAAACAUUUCAGAAGAGAACCCGAGUGGAAACCAGGCUUAAACCAGCCACGCAGACUCAGUGUCCCGCAUCCGAGCUCCCGGAGGGACAUGUUAAGAUUCCUAGUGAUCGAGCCAGUAGAUCAGUAUGUGUGGGGAUGACAACUCUCGCUACUGUCUGAAAAAAUCACUUUUCCUCUGGAACGUUACUCGCUCACUCGCGGGUGUAGAUCAUCCUCUGGUUUUUAAGUGUGAAGGUGACUCUACUGUGCUCAGUCAGGUACCGGUUUGUAUAUAUAGGUGGAAAGUACAGGUCGAACGUGAUUUCCCAGUAUUUGGUGCUUCAUGCCAUUCCUUUUAUUUAAACUAAGUCUGCAUUUACAACCCUCGCUACGGUAGCUGCUCUACCAGUCCGGUUGAACGCGAACCGAUCCAGAUGUCAGAACUUCUCAGAGCCCCCCUCAAACUGCUGACACCGUUACCCCACUAACUGCCUUAACCUUACGCCUGUACUCAGCCUACUUAAAUAAUUUAUGGAAUUACUUGUAAAUUCUGAACGAUACGUUAUAAGUGUUCUACAGAGCAAUUAUGCCUUUUUCUAUUCAUUGACUAUUAGACAAAGUUCUUUAUUUUUUAUUUUUUUUUUUCAGUUAAAAAAGCUUUUCCUGUGGAUACCGCGCCACGUUUUUCAAAAAGUAUCAAGGUCCACAUUUAUCUUUCACGCGGUGAGAUACACGAAGUGCUGAAUGACAAUGUGAAAUGAAUGACCACUGUUUACAGACGAGACACUUUAACCAUUUUCACAGCCUGGGCCUCCUAGGCUCUGCCCCCAGAGAGCCACAUGCCGCAUAAACUGUCCCGAUAGAAACAAUGUCCCAGUCUUUUUUUUUUUUUCCUUAACUAAUACUUGUCUAAAUGCUUAACUAAUACUUAGCUAAAUCAUUUCAAAUCUCCUUUUUUGAAAUAAUCGACUGUGUCCUGGAGAAGUCUGGGGUUUGCAGGGGAACCCCGAAGGAAGUGCCGAGUCCCACCGCCCCGCCCCGCCCCCCGUGUCCCUCCCUGCCCGUGUCUCCCCGUCACCAAGACCUCACGCCGUCAACGGCCCGGCACUGAGAGUCCACGCGUAAUUCAGGUCUCCUCUGUGUCACUGCUCCAAGGUCGCCGCGUGCCAUUCGGCCGUCGCGUCUCUUGGCUGUGACGGUCGCUCACAUUUGCCUUGCUUUCGAUGACCUUGGCAGUUUGGGGGAGCACUGGUCAGAUAUCGGGUGGGACGCCCCCCUGUCGGGGUUCGUCGGGUUUCCUGAUCAUGGUCCCACUGGGGCGAGGGGUUUGGGGGAGGGGGUUACUGACGUAGAGUGCCAUUGUCCUUGCGGCAUACCAUCGACGAGACCUGUGUGGCGCUGGCCUCGGCCACCUCGCUGAGGUCCUGUUUGCCCGGUCCCUGCCCCUCCAGGUCCUGGCAGGGGGUCCCUGUGCACGGCCCACACCCAAGGGCCAGAGGCUCCUGUGUCCUCCCCUGCGGGCUCGAUUGGCAGGUGUAAUCAGAAAAAAAUAAACCCAGAGAUGUCCUGCUUAAUUAAUCUGUAUUCUCUAUACCCCCUAGUUAUGCUUAAUUCUUUAAAAUUGUCAUUUUAAGGAAAGUAAGAACCCCAUCAGGACUGUACUUGAAAAUCUUUGCUGAAAGAAUUUAAUUUUCAGUUUAAAAAAAAAAAAAAAAUCCCGAAGUGGGUUUGCUAAAAACUUUGCUUAAAAAUAUUUAUUCAGGUCAGUCUUUAAAUAACUUAAAGAAAAUGACCAAACCUUUUUCUUUUUUAAACUACAUUCCAAAAUCUAAUUGGAUGUGUUUUAUUUGCAGUAAUUAUUCAUUCAUGUCUGUGAAAGAACACGAACUUUGUUUCCUUCGUAAGGAUGGACUCUGUAUGUAUCAAGGAAAAAAAGUGUUUAAUUCUUAUUUUUUAAACUCAAAAGUAAGACUCUCGUCUACUUUUGUUUUUACACACUCAUUAUAAAAUUCCAUGUUGCUUUAUUGAAAUAUGUAGCUCCUGAAGUCCCCGUAUCAGAAGAGCUGUUUUAAAUGAGAAGGGGAAGAUGUCACGCAGGUGCUUAAUCUGCUCGGCACACGUUCCUCAAUGAUUUUUUGAAAGCAUGUCAAGGAGCCUCCUAACAUGAAUAUUGCAAGGAGAUAUUUUUUCCCUUCAGAAUCCAUAGUCUGAAGAAUAAGAUAAGCGUGAGUGUAGCUUAGGCCAAAUCUGGAUUUCAGCCCAUUUUUGCUUAAUAAACAUCAUGGCCUUAGAAAUGUACAUUGUUUCCCACCCCUCAGUCACCUCACAAAUGUUUGACCAUAACCCUGUGUUGUUUUGAGGACAUUCAGCUACUCGCAAGUAUUUUAAACUGGACCCGUGCCUUAUUUAACAUACAAAAUCAGCCGUUAUAUUCCACACGAGAAACAAAAGCAAGAACAAAAACUCUGCAUAUUAUUCUUGGAAAGAAAUCCCCAAAAAACUAGUCGUAAGUGUUAGUAUUUCAAACCAUUAAAAUUUCGAGCGUUCAGAGUCAGGUCUUAAACGAGACUGCGUGGGAUUCUGGUGGCUCUAGGGAGAAUGAAGUGAAAUUAAGGUGAGUUCCAGAAUAAACAAAGUGUUAUCUUA
This is a messenger RNA of Pteropus alecto (black flying fox), 4886 nucleotides long. RefSeq names its product DENN domain containing 1B (gene DENND1B). Gene Ontology annotation, biological process: endocytosis; endocytic recycling; T cell receptor signaling pathway. NCBI's taxonomy places the organism in Eukaryota, Metazoa, Chordata, Mammalia, Chiroptera, Pteropodidae. Gene Ontology annotation, molecular function: guanyl-nucleotide exchange factor activity; phosphatidylinositol phosphate binding. The transcript is spliced from 21 exons. Gene Ontology annotation, cellular component: intracellular membrane-bounded organelle; nuclear speck; cytosol. The coding region runs from base 62 to 2302 and encodes 746 amino acids. The record is from RefSeq and is a predicted model, not a curated record.